AUGAAGAUACACUAUAUUGCCCAUAUUUUCAUACUAUCUUUUGCAAUAGCAACUCUGUUCGAGUCUGGUUACUACCGACAAGCUUUAAGAUAUCUAGCGGAAAUUCCUGACGAUUCAUACCGAGGAUCGCCGUUGUACAAUAACGACAAUAUCGACGACAACUUAUAUAUACCCAAUUAUAACUCCACACUCAAGGAUUACGAUGGCAGGCAAAUACGGCACGUACCAGAGAUUAUUACCAAGAAAGUUUUGCCACUAUUAGAGACUGCAGCUGCGGAAAAUGACCAAAUGGCCAUGAUAACAUUGGCUGACAUCUAUACGUUUGGCAAUUACUCUGUAACUGUAGAUUAUCCCAAGGCAUUGCAGUACUAUCAUAAGGCUGUAGAAAAUACCGGAAACGGUCAUGCGUAUUUCAUGCUUGGAUUUAUGUAUUCAACGGGUAUGUUCGGAGAAAUAGAUGCUGACGAUUCUAAAGCUAUAAUGUACUAUCAGUUUGGCAUGGAAAACGGCGACCUGAACUCUAUCAUGGCUUUAGCGUAUCGUCAUUACUACGGAAUAGGGACUCCGGAGAAUUGCGAACUUGCAAUGCACUAUUACUCGCGAUUGGCUCAUUUUGGCUAUGAUAUGAUACAGAAGAACAUAGGUGAUGUAGACAAAGGUUUGCGCUACAACAUCAAGAUCGUAGAUUUCAACGGUGGGCUCUAUGGGAACAAACUCAGCGAAUCGGCCAAUUCUAUUUUCUCCCGGACGAGAAGGCACAAUAAAGACAAGGAAGAGUUUCUUGAAUUCUUCGAUAUCGACGAUCACCAGUACAUCAACUUCUAUCAGAAUGCUAUAACCCAUUACUCUGGUGAUUAUUUUCUUCCAAAAAACUAUACAAGGGCAUUCGAGUACAUUCAAGACUGUGUAGGUUUGGGUGAACAGAUGUACGGCUCCCUGAAUUAUCAUAGAAUAAAUGAGAUAGACAGCACCUUUCUCAGUCACUGUCAAGCUCUUUUGGGCCACAUGUAUCUAACUGGUGAAGGAGUACCGAAGAAUUAUGAUAAAGCAAUGAAAUGGUUACGUAAUUCCAUUGUAGUAGCACGAAACUCAGAAGCCUUGAUUGACCUAGGCGAAGUGUACGAGAAUGGAUUAGGUAACGAAUCUAUCAACACUUCCAUGGCUUUGAGUAUCUACCGGGAAGCAGGUGAAACUUCAGCAUUAGGAAAAUUAAAGCAGGCCAAGUUGCUAAUGCUGAUGAGUCCAGAAAAUGACCCUAGGAAAGGGAAGUUCGCCAAGGACAUAUACUCCAGUAUCAAAAAGGCUACUUUCAGUGGAAGCACCGAAGGUUUAUACUACUUCACCGAGUUCUUACAAUCUGGACUAGCCUCGCAAAUAGAACCUGAGAGAGCCGUCACUUGUCCAGGAACCACUAUUUGCUAUAAGGUCUUCGUUGAAAAAUUGGAGCAUAUAUUCUUGCCUCAGUUAUCUUAUGCUUUCGAAGAGUUGAUAUAUGGAAACUUUAAGAAUGCCCUCCUCGGCUACCUGAUGGCAGCUGAACAAGGAUUGGAAAACGCACAAAUAUCAACUGCCUACUUGCUCUACCAAUUACAACCAAUUCUAUCUACUCGAGCUGAAAAAUCAUUUGAUCAUGAAAGAGUUUCUGCUUCUGUCCGAUACCUUGAAAGAGCUUCUCAACAAGAUAACGUAGAUGCUACCCUUCUCUUGGGGGAUAUGUUCUUGAACGGAUUACACAACACGUUAGAGAAAGAUAAUGAUAGAGCUUUCAAUUACUAUAUGAGGGCAGCUGUAUCCUUAAAAUCAUCGUAUGGUGCCUAUAAAGUAGGUAAUAUGUAUGAGUAUGGAUUGGGUCCAGUCAAUGAUUCGGUUGAUUACUUCAUGGCCAAACGUUACUACGACUUGAGUAUUGAUAUUAAGAAGAAUUUGGAAGAUAAGACUAGCAAGCUGAGUAACAAGACCCCAAUUAAUUGGGCCCUCUUGAGAUUGAGAUUGAAGUAUGUGUUUAACCGAAAGCAAUUCAAGAAUCAAGAGGAAUCUUCUGGGUCUUCAGGUUGGUUCAAUGCAUUUAAGAAAAUCAGCAAUGCAGGUAAACAGGCAAAUGAAGGUACUGAUAGAGCGAGUGACCGAGCAAGAGCUCAUCACGAAGGAGGUGAUUUCUUGAGGGAUGACGAAUUUGAAGAGUACGAUAUUGGUGAUUAUCUUGUGAUCUUCCUUACAUUCAUGUUCUUUGUCGUCUUCUUUAUUCAGAAUGUUAUCCGCCAGGCACGCAGAAUGCGACAAGGAAACAAUGUUCCAAAUGAAGAGCAACAGAAUCAAAAUGGCUGGAACUUUCGAUUCAAUUUCAAUGGAAUCGGUGCAGCAGCAAGGGCAGGAAACUUCGAAUUUCACUUUUUUGCAAUUUAG
Scheffersomyces stipitis CBS 6054 is the source of this 2403-nucleotide messenger RNA. It is a transcript of the gene HRD3, whose product is annotated as ubiquitin ligase complex subunit. Gene Ontology annotation, molecular function: protein binding. Lineage: Eukaryota; Fungi; Ascomycota; Pichiomycetes; Serinales; Debaryomycetaceae. The transcript has a single exon. Gene Ontology annotation, biological process: ERAD pathway. Gene Ontology annotation, cellular component: endoplasmic reticulum membrane. Bases 1 to 2403 code for a protein of 800 amino acids. The record is from RefSeq and is a predicted model, not a curated record.